Molecule: messenger RNA, 7806 nt
Organism: Aplysia californica (California sea hare)
Lineage: Eukaryota; Metazoa; Mollusca; Gastropoda; Aplysiida; Aplysiidae
Product: leucine-rich repeat serine/threonine-protein kinase 1
Exons: 32
Coding region: 802-7527 (2241 amino acids)
Biological process (GO): protein phosphorylation
Molecular function (GO): receptor serine/threonine kinase binding; protein kinase activity; ATP binding
Source: RefSeq, a predicted model, not a curated record
GCAAAUGGAUUUCUAGUGUAGAAAAGGUUAUUUUUAUUGAAAUUGUUUAACAGCUGGAUGAUUUUUUAGGUUCUUUUCCGUUCGAAAAUGUGAUUUUCAUUGAGCAGGGACGAACAUCUUCGACUGGUAUUUUUUAUCGGCUCAUUUAAUGUCACAAGUCACAGUACUUAGACACAGGGACGCACAACACGCCUAGUCCAUUUGGCACAGUUCAAUAUCUUGUAUGCCCUCCUUGGCCUUGGGCUUCAACAACAGCUCGACACGUUCUGGGCAUAGAGAGUGCGUCAGUCUGUUGGCGGUAGCCGGCUGGAUGUUGCCCCACGGCGCCCAUGCCUGUUGAAUGUUCUGCUCCAGUUGUGCUGCGGCGCAGUGGCUUGCCUUGACUGAAUGUUGUUAAGUUGUCGCUAGAGAUGGUCCCAUAAGUGUUUGAUUAGGUUAAGGUCAGGGCUGAGUGCUGGCCAUGGGAGCACUCUAAUGUUGUUCUGCUGCAGGAAUGCCACAGUUGCCUGUGCAGUGUGCGGGCGCGCGUUGUGGUGCUGGAACACCAAGUGGAGGUGUCGCUGGAUGUAGGGGAGGACCGCCGGCCUAAGCACCGUGUUGAUGGAACGUUGGUCGUUGAUUCCAUUGUCACGCCUGCGUCCGAGGUUUUGGAAGACGACAGGGCUGACCUCGUGAUGCGGUCCAAUGGCGGCCCUGGUGAUGACCCUAGGGCCACUCCAGGCGUUGGCUUCCAUCAUGUUGAGGUCUGCGUAGCGUUCACCAUUCCUCUUCCAGAUUCUGACUCUUCCAUCCACUUUGCUGAUGCAGAAUCGACUCUCGUCAGAGAAGAGAAUGUUUCUCCAUUGCCUUGAUGUCCAACCUUUGUUGUCUAUGGCGGGAAAUCGUGCUGAGCAGACCAGAGAAAUACUGUUGGAGGCUGUAAGACAAACAGAUGAAAAGGCUCUGGAAUGUCUCUUUACUGUCUUCAACAACGAGGAUGCUCGCUGUAUAAAAUCCAUCCUAGAGCAGCAACCCUCAAUUCUGACUCAAGUGUGUCGUCUUGGAUUUGUCAGGAUUGUUGAGUUGAUUGUACAUUCACAGUUUCUUGACUUGACCAGAUAUGGAAGAGAAAGCCUCCAGGCGUGCUGUUUUUUGGGGCAUGUGGACUUGACGAGACUUCUGCUAGAGCAUGGAGUCCAGCCGGGCCAAAAUGUGUGGGAGGAAGACUCCGAAUUUUAUGUGGCGAACUUGAACGGUCAUGUAGAAAUUGUGGAUAUGCUGUAUGAAAAGUUCCCUGAAUAUGUGAUGAAGGAAAAUGUACGGUACUGCCUGAUGUACGCUGCCUGCCAAGGAGGUCACCUUGCCCUGGUGAAAAAGUGGAUCAGUGCCAUAACAGACGUGAACAGUGAAGUGGAGUUUGUCGCAAGUCUCUCUGCCUGUGAAAAUCAGUAUCCUUUGUUCACAGUUUGCUCAGGUGAACAUAUGGAAGUGGCUCUUUUCCUUUUGACGGAGCUCAAUGCAAACUUCACAGAGGCAGUCUGCAGGAGUUUUCCUGAUUUUACCAGGAGACUUAUUCUGUCAAACUUUGUGAGAACAGAUGAACGAAAGAAUCGUAAGUUUGAAAUGUCGGACCUGCAUUUAUUUUGUCUCCUUCCUUCCUGGUUCAUCGUGGAAAACUCUGACGGGGACGGAGAUAGUCUGGGAGAAGACUUUUCCUCCAACGUUACUUUGACGAUCGACGUGUCCAAGAACAAGCUCAAGGAAGUUCCUCAUGACAUCCUUUGGUCCCUGGAUAAUGUCGUUGAGUUGAACGUGAGCCACAAUCCACUGUUGACCGCCAUCGCUGAUCCAGUCGGACCGGUUGAGACUAUUGACCUGUCUCGAAACAGUUUGACGUCUAUCAAUUUGAGCAAUUGCCAUUUGACGUUUGUGUCAGCUUACAUCUUCACUCUUCCUAACUUGGAGAAACUGAAUCUUUCUCACAACUAUCUGGAGUCUCUCGUAGACCGCACCCAAACUGGAGUCGAGUGGAAAUGUGGACGCCUGCUGUCCUUGGAUAUAUCUCACAAUUCGCUCGGCAGUCUUCCCGCUCAGUUUGGUGCGUGUGGCAGUUUGAAAUCUCUGAAAGCCUCGCACAACAAAUUGACUGAAAUCUGUUCUCCAUGGCAGUGCCCAAUGAAACACCUUGACCUUUGUCACAACUAUCUGGAGUCGUUCCCACCCAGCGCGGACCAGUUUUGGAGCAGAACUUUGAACAACCUGGAUCUGAGUCAUAAUCAUUUGAAAGAGUUGGCAGCUAGCAUUGUCAGGCUGUCCAAAUUGACACGGCUGGAUGUUUCUGACAACAAGAUUCAAGAUAUUCCUUCGCCGAGCAACUGGAAAUGUCCUCUUAUUUUCUUGAACAUGCACAACAAUAAUCUCGGAGCCACAAAGUCCCAGAAUCAGCAGUCGAAAGUUUUGUCUGCAAAAGAGUCCAGUGGUUUGGAGUUCCCAGGACAUCAUCUGGCAUCUUCAUUGUCGGAGCUCUACCUUUCUCAGAAUAACCUGAGAAGCUUGCCAAUGGGCGUCUGCAGCCUGUCCAGUUUGUCAGUUCUUGAUAUCGGCCACAACAGCGCCCUCACAGAGCUCCCUUAUGAACUGGGAAUGUUGAGGAAGUUACUCGUCAUGAAGACUGACGGUCUCAAGCUGAAGGACAAAGAGCUGCAGUCUCUUGUUGAUCGGCUCAAUGAUCCAAAUGAGACAGAUGUGCACGGCUAUUAUGUUGUGAAUUAUCUGGAGCGGCAACGACGAAAAUGUGUGAACCCAAAUGUUCUGAAAAUGGUGGUCUUGGGAUGCAAGAAUCAAGGCGGGCAUUGCAUUGUGAAGCAGCUGGUGGAUUCAAAGCCACCAAAAAAUAACCCAGAAUCCCAUACAGACCUAGCAGUUUUUGAAUGGACUUUGGAAGAGGGGUCUUUUUUUUGGGGAAGCAGACGAAGCGUGUCGGUACAAGUCUGGGAGUUACCUGCCCUUAGAACGACAGCGACGAUCCUGCCGUGCUUUCUCACCCUGAACUCUCUGUACCUGCUGAUUCAUGACGCCACGGUGAAUGAGGACAACCUGAAAGAGCUGUCAGAAACGAUAUCAUGUAUACAGGCCUGCGUUGUGCGCCCCACCAUCAUCAUUCUGUGCAUUUACUCAGACGCCAUGGACAAAUCCUUGAGAGCUUCAAUUGAGCAACAGAUCUCGGCUCAGGUAAAAAAGGACUUCCACGAAUGUGAGCUGAUAUCCAUGGGAAGCAAUGAGAAGCCGAGACCUCUGCAGCAGAAAAUACAGGAGUGUGUGCGAGAAAUGUGUGAUGCUACGGUGGAUAAAAAGACGAAACUGAUGACCAGGCUUGUACCUUCAACAUUUCUGGCUGCCAUGAAGAAAGGAAUGAGCCUUAUGGGUGAAGGAAUUUGCUCCAUGAAACAGUUUCUGGAUGGCAUUGGGUGCCAGGAAAACGACCUUGAAGACUUUGUUGAUAGAAAUUUGAAGUUACAGGAGUUUCUCCUUCAGAGUGGUGCCAUGUUACAUUACAACAAUUCUCAAGGGGAUCUCUGCUCGAUGGUGAUCGUGAAUCCUGGUGUUCUUUUCCGCGUUCUCUCACAGUUUUUGGAGUCCCUGAUUGGUAGAUUGAGACAGUCCCAGCUUCCCCUUACCGAAGUUCGGAAAUACCUCGAGGAUGCUUUGCCUUCUGCCCAGAAGGGAUACUUCGAGACAUUUAUUGUACUUUUGGAAGUUUUCAACAUUGGCAUUCGGAUUCCUGGCACUGCUCACGAAGAAAUUAUGCUGGUCCCGUCCCUGUUGCCCGACUGCCCUCCUGCGCUGCACCUGGCCUCUGUGGGUGGCGGGAAACGGGCCUGCCGGCUGUAUCACAUGCCCAGCGUGCCGGCUGCCCUGUGGAGUCAUGUGAUCAUUCAGCUCAUCUCUGCCUUUGAGCGCUUCUCCAAUGUGACGUGGAACCUGGGAAGCAAGAAGCUGUCGCAGUGCAGAAUCACCGAUAAAUCCAAGUCUUUCCGAAUGUCUUACAGGAGAAGUGGAGGAAGUAUGAAAGGUCUUCACAUCAUGAACAAGAACAUCCAGUACUGGCAGACGGGAAUCAUGGUCAUUCACGGUCAAGGCUUUGUGGUUGUAGAACAAAUCAAGUGCUGUGCCCCAACAAGGGGAGAGGAGCUUGGCAUCCUGAUAACCGUCCAGACAACGGCAGUUGACGAAGGGUCCGACAGUUCUGACCAGCUGUCAGAGGACCACCACAGACGGGUGACCUUGGAGAGACUCGCGGUCAUCGGCAUUGUCAAGGAUGAAGUGGAGGAAGUGUUGGAACUCUUUCACCCAAAGUUCCGUGACCCGUCCGGGAUUGAGUACAAUUCCUACGCCUUAUGCCCCCGCUGUUGCCCCGUGGAUCCCGGCAGGGGGUCCUUGGACAUGACUCAGCUACAUUUUCUCAUCGAUGAGUGCGCACAGAUGGUGCUGUCGAAAAAUCACAUGGUGUGUGAAAGAGGACCCAUAUCUUUGGAAGAGCUGGUGCCAGAAUUGUUUUUCAGUGAACUUCCUUCUGCUCUCAAAAUCUGCCACGAAGACAUCGAGAUAUCACAGGAGAGUCUUGGCCGCGGCAUGACAGGAAGUGUUCACAAGGGCAAGUGGAAAGACAAGGAUGUGGCCAUCAAAGUGUUCUACGCCAGGUCUGUCGUGGUGGUGUCUGAUGAUUCGGACAACCCUCUGUAUCCCAACAUGAAAGAUGCCUUCCCAAAUGUUGCUCUUAUCAGACGGGACCAGGAUCGAGCGGAGGCUGAACAGAGGAAGAUCAGCAACGCUUUUUCUGAAAUGCGAAGAGAAGUUGGCAUUCUCAGCAAACUGAAACAUUCUUGCAUCAUCGCGUUCAUCGGAGUGUGUGUCCGUCCAAAGCUGUUGGUCCUAAUGGAGCUUGCGCCGUUGGGAAGCCUGAGAAAGGAACUUGAUAAGAGACGACCAGCCUCUAUGUUGGAUUCUGAAGGAGAAAAUGCUGUGGAUAAAAUGGUCUUUUCCAAACACCUAACAUACAAAAUUAUUCUUCAGAUGGCUAGUGGACUUUCAUAUCUCCAUAUGAAGGACAUCAUUUAUCGCGAUCUGAAGCCAGACAACGUACUGGUCAUGUCCAUGGAUCUGAAUGUUCCGGUGAACGUCAAGCUCUCAGAUUACGGAAUUUCCAAGUUUGCCACCGUUCAGGGACUUACUGGCUUGUUUGGCACGGUCGGCUACAUGGCUCCCGAAGUGGCAAUGAAAGAGACGUACACGAACAAGAUCGACAUCUUCUCGUUUUCCAUGGUGAUGAUUGAAGUCGUGAUGGGCAUACCUCCGGCUGCCAAUGUGAAAAGGACGUCGGCAGCCCUGUUGACAGUGGAAGAGUCUGUCCCUCUUCAUAUCAAGAACUGCAGAAUUCACUGUAACUUUCCGUAUAUGGAGGAGCUGAUGGGUGCCUGCUGGGCCCUGAAAGCCGACCAGCGUCCGAGAGCCACGGAGAUCAUGGAGAGGAUGAAGCGGCCGCAGUUUCUGCUUCUUCACGACCUGGUCUGGAUGGAGGCAGCGAGUGUGAUUCUUGAGAUCACGUGUGUCUAUGCUUGUGAGACGAUGGGUCGCUGGAACAUUUGGAUCUGUGAGGCAGUGCAGUCCAGUAACAAAAGGUAUCUGAGUGUUUACGACAUGGAGUCUUCCUGUUUCACCGUGCUGCGACAAGAAUUCAGAGGUCCCGCCAUCGUUGCUAUGGUGAAAGUUGAGCAGAACAUUUGGGUAGCCUGCAAGAAUUCCAUAAUGCUCGAAGUCAUUGUCAGAGGCCCUCAAAGCAAGUUUGAAAUGGAAGGACACUUCAAGUUGCCAUCUGAACCAACGGGCAUUCACAAGAUCAAAUCAUCCAAGGGACAUAUGAACAUCGUUUUUGUGGGCCUAGUGGACGGGAACGUCCAUACUAUCUGCAACUUUCUGAAGAAGUCUGUCACCACGAUUGAAACGGUGGAGGUACAGAAGGGUAUCUCCAUCACCUCUAUGUGUUCUGUCAGCGACUCUGUGCUUGCCGUCGCCUGUGGGAAAAGAGUGACCGUCUUAGAUAUUCUGAUUCGACCGGAAGACGAUAAAUGCAACCCACCAGAGUUUCAAGUGACUCGUUCUGUCGAUCUCACUCCUCCUCCGUAUUCUUCGUUGACAAUUGCUCAUCUGGUGUGUGAUGGCCGCGGAAGACUUUGGUGUAGCUUCAAAGACAGUUCUGUGCUGUUUGAGCUAAAUCUGGAACACUUAGGAGUUGUCGGCUCCUACAAGCUAUUGUGGGACCCCAAAGACGAUAAAGCUACGUUAGCCCUGGCAACUGAGAAAACACGCCAGGCUUCAUCCGUCAGUGACGAGAGAGGCCUUCUCCCUAAGUCUAGAUUGUGGGACACCAUGGAAGAUAAUGUUUUCAAAGAACACGAUAGCUCCUCUGUGUCUGAAUGUGGCGGGUUGACUAGUCGCGAAUCUGAGAUUGUCAGUACUGCAGGGAAAAGUCGAUCUUUACCACGAGAUGCUUGUGUGCCGUCCCAUGAUAGGGAAAACAGAAAUCUGUCAGAUGGCUGUCAGUCCAAUAGAUGUAUUAAGGAAGAAGAGAAUGAGCACUAUCAUGAGGUUUAUCAUCUUGAAAGUGACGGGCCAAUUUUGAUUCAGGGUCUGGAUCCGAGUAGAGAAGGUCCACCUCCCAUUCCUCCAAGGACACAGCUUCGAAGACGGUCAGCGAUAAAACAGACUCCUAAUAAUGCCUCUCUAGAGGUCCCGGCUUCUCUCAAUGAUGAUUCAAAGCAACGGUCAAGGAGUGUGCCUGGCCUUCUCACUGUGGUGAGGCCGCCGCCUCUCAUUCCAAGGAAGAAAAACAACAAAGAGCAGGACUGCUCCAUCACCAGUUUACUCGUCUCUAAAGACACUCUCUUACUGGGAACAGAAUCCGGCAGCGUAUGUGUGCUGAGUCUCGCUGACAACGUCUGUCAGCUUAUGCCGUGUCCAUGCGCUCUCCUGAGACACCGAUACAAGCCGGAGGAAGCGAUCCAAAGGGGGAGGUCGCCAAGUUCCGUCAGUAACGUGGAGAUGAGCCACUCUGGCACUACCUCAGCUCCUGGCGUCAUAUCCUCGCUGGUUUUGGCUCACGACAAAGUUGUGUCGCUCCACAAAAUGCAAGCCGCACCAGAACUGAGGCUGAGGCCCCCCCCUCGAGCCAGGUCGAGAUUGUCGGGUUCUGAGAACAGAAGUGGCAGCGUGUUUGAUGAGCACACUUUAGACAAAGCAUUAGACGAAGGACUAGAGAAUGGUUGGGCAGAGUCGAGCCAGAAUUAUGACAGUUUGAGCCAAAAUGUUAGUGGCGCCAGGGCCAGAAGUGGAACUGGCGUCUCGCUGUCGCCUUCUAUGUCGUCUUGGUCGUCUCAGCUGUCAGUGGCAGACGCCAACUCUCCGGGCAGAGUGGCAGACUUGGCUGUGUGGGACAACAUUUCCUCCUCGAACAUGGAUGAUAUUGUGUCUUAUGCUGAGGGCCUCGAGUGAUGGAAUUUUCUUAUGACAAAUUAAUCUAAUCCUGAGUUUGGGAAAAUUCUGGUUUUGUUUAUCUUUUUAUAUGAGUUUUGUUAUUUUACUUUUUCGUAGGUAGUUGUCACUGACAAUGUUUGAGAACGAGGAAGAAAAAGAAGACGAGAAUUGACAAUGUUGUCUGUGAAUAUGCUUGUAUUUUCCUGUAUAGCCCACUCAUGAGUCUGCUGCCUGCCCACUAUGUGACUAUCCCUCAGAGACAGUGGAACAUCAUCUGUUUUUCUGUAGAAAACUAAC